UGCGCCCCCAUCUUCUUUGUCCUCUUCUGCUGUGCUUCAUUUUUCGUCUCCCCUUUCUUCUCUCUUCCUCCACGACACUUCCAGUCGCCAACUCGCCUUACUCGCGCCAUCCCUCCUACGUCGCCAUCGUCCUGCUUCCAGACUCCACCGCGGCUCCGUCCGCUGUUGCCGGGGACGCCAAAAUCCAACGCCCGCUGCCCGCCGUGCCAAGCUUUACACCGGGCCUCCAUUUCCUGUACCUCUCCGAGGCCCCGAGGCUCAAAGCUCGACAUGCCUCGUUCGACCUGCUCCGCGCGCAUUUUCUCGGGGUCAAUCCAGGAUCUUCCACCUACCAAUCCCCAUCACCCAUGGCGUCUCCGCAAUCCGCCUGGCCCAGCCAUCCCGGAACUCGAAGGCCAGACAAACAAGACGCAAGCCAUUUUCAAUCCUCGCCAGCGCCUCGCAACUCGGCUCCAACCCGACCAUGGCGUCCCUAACAAAACCCAGUGUAGCGAAUCACCACUUCCAUUACUAAACGCUGCCUCCGCACCGUCUCGCCCUCCCCCAGUCUAGGUCCCACAACCCGGUUUCCCCCAAGGCCGCUUGACGUCCCUUGAUCCACUUCACAUAGCAUUUUACCCGCAAAAACACGCGACCACCCUCUCGUCCUCCACUGACAUUAAGUAGCCAGCUCCUAAUCAGCGUGAUCCUCUCUUUUCUUGUUGUCGCCCGUCGAUCUUCCCGUCGCGACCUUCACUCGAUCUUUCCGUCCGGCCCCCCUCGACGAGCCGG
Messenger RNA from Ilyonectria robusta, 771 nucleotides. RefSeq lists its product as uncharacterized. The record is from RefSeq and is a predicted model, not a curated record. The annotation marks the transcript as partial. The transcript is spliced from 2 exons. NCBI's taxonomy places the organism in Eukaryota, Fungi, Ascomycota, Sordariomycetes, Hypocreales, Nectriaceae.